CAAGAGCAGCAUCAGCAGGAGCAGCCGCAGGAGCAGCGGCAGCAGGCUCGCGGACGGCAGCAGCAGCAACAGGAGCGACCCCGGGUUGCACCCAUGCCGCAGCCGCAGGUACAGCAGCAACGGGCGCAGGCCCGGGUUACGCCUGUAUCGCAGCUGCAGGGACAACAACAGCAACAGCAACAGCAGCAGCCGCAAGAGAAGAGGCCCGGGCUCCGGGGACGCUGGGUCCCCGGUUCUGCUGGGGCUUCCCGCCCCAGCGGUUCUUCUACCACCGUUGGCACAUCAGCAGGUGCCCGGGCGGCAGCGACCUUGGCAUCGACAGCGACGGUGGCAGUAGGUGCGGGACCCUCAGACUCUGCAGGGCUCAGUGCAGCAGCGGCAGCGGCGGUGGCGCCGGUGCUGGGUGCAGCCGCUCCUGACGUAUUGGUGGCGGGGGCACUCGAUGCGGCCGCGUCUGCCACGGCAGCAGCGGGAGCACCGAAGUUAGGCUCGGCCGCGCCCGACUUGUCGGCAGCGGGGGCACCAGAGCUGGGUCCGGCCGCGCCCGACUCGGCGGCAGCGGAGGUGCCGGAGCUGGGUCCGACGGCGCCCGACUCGGCGGCAGCGGAGGCGUUUGAACCUGUGUACCACCUCAAAGUUAUAGCUUAG
This is a messenger RNA of Panicum virgatum (switchgrass), 648 nucleotides long. Its product is annotated as transcription factor btd-like. NCBI's taxonomy places the organism in Eukaryota, Viridiplantae, Streptophyta, Magnoliopsida, Poales, Poaceae. The transcript has 4 exons. Bases 94 to 648 code for a protein of 184 amino acids. The record is from RefSeq and is a predicted model, not a curated record.